Molecule: messenger RNA, 183 nt
Organism: Prunus armeniaca (apricot)
Lineage: Eukaryota; Viridiplantae; Streptophyta; Magnoliopsida; Rosales; Rosaceae
Source: the annotation of a GenBank genome assembly
AUGCAGGUGGAAAGAUGCUUGUUUGUCGAGGAGUCGGCGUCCGCUUCCAUGCCUCAACAUGGUAACGUCAUCCCAAGCUCCGACCCCGAGAGUACCGAUUCUAAGGAAAUCAUCCCCAUCGGUCGUAGCUCAGGCAAAAGAAAAGAUCACGCCGCUGAAACCGACGGCCAAAUGCCUGACUAA